AUGAAGUACGACUACAUCAUCAUCGGCGCAGGUUCAGCGGGUUCGGUGCUGGCUACUCGACUGACGGAGGACUCGGACCGAACGGUGCUUCUGUUAGAAGCGGGGCCGGACUAUCCUGACAUUGAGCACCUGCCCGAAAGCGUUAAGCAGGGCAACAAUCCGUGGCAUUCGGCAUACGGGCCCGACGCGCAUAGCUGGAACUAUGAGGGUAACGCCGUGCCGGGCCGAGAGCCGUUCAUCGUGCCGCGUGGGAAAGUCACCGGCGGUUCGAGCGCGAUCAAUGGGCAGGUGUUUUUCCGGGGGAUACCGGAGGACUAUGAUGAGUGGGCGGAAUUUGGAAAUAGCGAGUGGUCGUUUGUGAACUGCCUGCCAUUCUUUCGCAAGAGCGAGACGGACCUGAAAUAUGGUGGCGACGACUUUCACGGAUCUGGCGGACCUAUUCCGGUGAGGCGCUACGAAAGAGACGAUGUCAAUCCCAGCGCGAAGGCGUUCUGGGCGGCGUGCGUGAGUGCGGGUUUCCCGGAGUCAAUGGACCAGAACCAUCCCGAAUCGACCGGGGUGGGACCACGCCCGCUGAACAAUGUUGACGGCGUCCGAAUGAGCACUUCCCUAACCUAUCUUUCCCAAGUUCGGCAUAGGCUGAACCUGACAAUUCGCGGCAAUGUGAUGGUGCAUCGAAUACUGUUCGAGGGCAAGCGCGCGGUUGGAGUCGAAGGUGAGAGCGGAGGUGAAGUGUUCAAAGUGUUUGCGGAUGAGAUCAUCCUGAGCGGAGGCGCAAUCAAUUCUCCGCAGACGUUGAUGCUAUCCGGAAUCGGCCCUGCUGAGCACCUAAAGGAAACGGGCAUCGAUGUGCUUCAUGACCUGCCCGGCGUAGGUGAGAAUCUGCGCGAUCACCCGUCCACUUUCAUUCCAUUCAGCACAAAUCUGGAAUUGGCGGACAUAAACACGCCUUCCAUUCAGGUGGGUAUGCGCUACACGACGCCGAAUUCCAUACAUCGAAACGACAUGCAGAUGAGUCCGAUUCUGAUGACCAGCGAACACAGGCCGUCGAAUGUGCAGUUGAACGAGGAGGGCACUUACACCGGGUUCAGCGUGGCAUUGCAGAAGGCGGUAACCGCGGGCACGCUUCGGCUCGCAUCCGCCGAUCCGAACCAGCAGCCCGUGCUGAACUACAACUACCUGAGUGAUCCGUGGGAUCGUGAGCGGAUGCGCGGCGCUGUGAGGCUAUGUGUUGAAAUCUCGCAGAGUCCAGAGUAUCAGGAGAUCCUGAUUGAGCGGCUGACGCCGUCGGAUGAGGAGCUUCAGGACGAUGACGCGCUGGACCGAUGGCUGCUGGAAUAUGUGGGCACGCAGCAUCAUUCGUCAGGUACUUGCAAGAUGGGCGAUUCGUCUGACGAGAUGGCGGUCGUGGACCAGUUUUGCCGGGUGCAUGGUAUCGAGGGGCUGCGCGUCGUGGAUGCGUCCGUAAUGCCUGAUGUGGUACGAGCUAACACGAACGCGACCACUAUCAUGAUUGCGGAACGGGUGUCGCAGUGGAUAAAUGACGGGGUAUAG
Geodia barretti is the source of this 1554-nucleotide messenger RNA. The record is from the annotation of a GenBank genome assembly. Lineage: Eukaryota; Metazoa; Porifera; Demospongiae; Tetractinellida; Geodiidae.